AUGUUUGGAGCAAAACCCAAACUCCUCAAUUCCAAUCGAGUUUGGAGCAAAACCCAUAGCGCCAUCUCAUCUCUUGCCAAAUUGCACAACUCAUCUGAUCCUAAUGAGCGAGAAGUUUGUGAAAUUCUCAAGGGUUUGGGAGACAAUGUUAAAGAAGUUGAUGCGGAGCAUGUUCUGCAUAACAUAACAAACCCUGAAAUUGCGAUUCUUGCUGUUAAAUACUUCCAGAAGAAGAUUGAACCGGAGAGACAUGUUGUUCUUUACAAUGUGUUGUUUAAGCUUUUUAGAGAAAUUAAUGAUUUUGAAAAAGCAGAGAAGGUGUUUGAGGAAAUGCUGCAGAGAGGAGUCAAGCCUGAUGUUGUUAUGUUUUCGACUUUGAUUAGGUGUGCUUCUGUUUGUUCUCUGCCUCACAAAUCCGUGGAGUUGUUUGAGAGGAUGCCUUCUUUUGGGUGUGAGCCGGAUCAUAAUGUGUCGUCGUCGAUGAUUUAUGUUUAUGCUCGCACAGGUAAUGUUGAUAUGGCUUUGAAAUUGUAUGAUGAUGCGAAAAAUGAGAAGUGGCCUGUUAGGGCAGUUGCAUUCUCUGCUUUGAUUAAGAUGUAUGGUGUGUUGGGAAACUAUGAUGGGUGUUUGAGUGUUUAUAAUGAUAUGAAGGCUCUUGGUGUUAGGCCGAACGUGACAUUGUAUAAUGCUUUGUUGUAUGCAAUGGGGAGAGCUAAGAGGGCAAUGGAUGCGAAGAGUGUAUACCAAGAGUUGUAA
This is a messenger RNA of Vicia faba (fava bean), 756 nucleotides long. Lineage: Eukaryota; Viridiplantae; Streptophyta; Magnoliopsida; Fabales; Fabaceae. The record is from the annotation of a GenBank genome assembly.